Messenger RNA from Penicillium daleae, 3081 nucleotides. Its product is annotated as formin-mediated actin nucleation enhancer. NCBI's taxonomy places the organism in Eukaryota, Fungi, Ascomycota, Eurotiomycetes, Eurotiales, Aspergillaceae. Gene Ontology annotation, molecular function: cytoskeletal regulatory protein binding. The record is from RefSeq and is a predicted model, not a curated record. Gene Ontology annotation, biological process: establishment of cell polarity. Gene Ontology annotation, cellular component: cytoplasm; cell tip. The transcript is spliced from 3 exons. Bases 1 to 3081 code for a protein of 1026 amino acids.
AUGCAGUCCCCAACUGCUCGACCUCUUCCCCCCUUCGGAGACCCGGCUCUUUCUCCUGGACACUCUUCGACUGUCGCCAAAUCUACGAUGGCCUCUGCCUCCGGUCGCAGUUCCUCCGCCGCCUCGGGGCGCUCCCAAUCCGCUAAGAGUGUGGCCACCAAAGAUCCGGACGCUAAUGCGGUGUCCUCUCCACAGCCCGAUAAGCAAAUAUCCCAGAUCGAAAAGAGCGUCACGCACCUCCUGGUCGCGACGAAACAACUUCUCGAAACCUUGACCCAGUGGUCCCGAAAACAGGCCUCCGAGACCGAUGUAUCCGAUGUCUAUGUCCGCCUAGGGUAUGAGUUUAACCUGGCAUGCCGUGCCUUUAAUGCCAUCGGUGUUGAAACCGCCGACCUCGGACCGGUGCCCGAUGUCCUGCGCAGUAUCCUCGAGGACACCCUGAGUCAAGAUGCAUCGUCACAGAGCCUCGACCGAUACCUCCCUCAAAUUCGCGACAUUAUUAUCAACCUCCUACAUGGUCUCAAGAAGAAACAGGCUCGCCUAAGGUCCCGACAGCAGCGAGAGGAUGCCCGGCCUGGCAUACCGGGUCGUCAGGCGAGCGCCGGAAGCUUGGCCAGCGGCCCAUCGAAUAUUGGACAGUUAUACGACGAAGCGGCUGCUUCAACGAUGCCCCAGAACACGGUGACUUCGCCGAGGCGAUCGGCUCGUCGAUAUGGGAGUAAUGGAUCACUCGAGGAUACGCCAGCGGGUUCGCGCACCUCCCCCACGCAUGGCGAGCCAAGGGGCACGAGUUACUCGGAGCGCGAAGCGUCCAGGCGGGAAACCCAGCAGAUACUCACUCAGCCGUCCCCGCCAGAAGAUGAACCGACUCCACGACCGCCCGCCCCUUCGGCCUCGACAACCCCAACGGCAUUCCCAGCUCCACCGCCACCUCCGAAGGAAGAGGAUGCCUUAGGCGCCCUGCAGCGGAGCGGCGAGCUGGAACGACGAGCGUCGCGCCGAUUCUCCGCUUAUCAGAUCCAGAAACACCUAGGUACCUCGACCAACGGAGUCCCUGUUCUCCCUACUCAGAACUCUCCUAUCCCCAAUAGGGGACGAGAUGUUCGUGAGUCUCUCAACGCUGUUCGCCUGCGAGGCUCGUAUACCCAUACAAGGCAACGCUCCUCGAACCGUCCCCAGGAAACCGCAAAAAGCGGCCCGGCGCAAGCAGCUGCAAAUAUUCCUCGGGCGGUGGAAGAGGAACAAAGCGCCCAAACCGAGGCCCCGGCGGUGGGAUCAGAGAGCGUCAAACCAACAGCGCCCUUGACCGAUCAACCUUCUCCCAUUGAGAAGGAGCUGCCGGACGCCCCAGCUACUACUAUUGAACCAACACCCGUCUUCCCGCAACCGCCCAAACGCCCGUCCCUAGGCGAUGCCUUUGAUCCCGAGAAAAGUACAGCGCAAGUUCCCGUGCCGGGCCCAGGAACACCAAGAGGGGAUCGCUUUGGCUCCCCAUCCCCCGGUAAGGAGUUGACCCUCUUCUUGCAGUACAAGAGCAAGAUCAAGAAGUAUGUGUUGCCCGAGGGUACGGCAGACCUAACUAUUGGACGGCUGCAACUUGCUUUCAUCGAGAAAUUCGCCUGGAACACCCACAACAACGGUGUCGAUCUGCCUGAAAUUUAUAUUCAAGAUCCCAUCUCGGGGAUCCGCCACGAAUUGGAGGACUUGAAUGAUGUUAAGGACCGUUCAGUCCUCGUUCUGAACGUCGAUAGCUUGGACGAGGUCAAAAAGCAUUUUGACGAUAGCUUUGGCGGUGUGCGCAGUCUGGUGGAAGGUGUCAAGGAAGCACUCGUAGGUCAAGGAACGGCCAUCCAACGGGUCUCAGACCGUCAACUUGAGGCUGCCAAGGAGAUGGCUCGUUUGGCUGCUUCUCCACCUGCAUCCAUCGCAGGCUCUGCCAGCGCUAGUGGCACUCCAAAGACCGCGAUCGCCGGAAGUCGUACACAACUCGCCGAGCUUCAGAGCUUGCGCCGGGACCUUGCCGUGCUACGGCAGACAUAUUCCAACUUUACAUCGGAUGUCACUAGCUCGAUGACCGCCGUCCGAGCCAAGGCAACCGACAUCAAGUCUGCCGCUGAGAACGCUGCUAAUGCCACCUAUGAAGGUGAUGCCGGUCGUGCGCGCGUUAACAAGGGCAAGAAGGAGCUCGCCAACGAGUCUGAGCGACUUGUCUCCCGCGUCGAUGAUUUGCAGGAUCUGGUUGAGGAUCUUCGCAAGGACGUAGUCCAACGUGGUGUCCGGCCCCUGCCACGCCAACUGGAAGGCGUCAACCGCGAUAUCAGCACCGCCAUGAAAGAGAUCAAGAAGAUGCAGGACUUCCUGGGCCGCGAGAAGCCCAUCUGGACUAAGAUCUGGGAGAAGGAGCUCCAGCAGGUCUGUGAAGAGCGAGACCAGCUCACCAUGCAAGAGGAUCUCGCAGCCGAUCUGCAGGAUGAUCUUGAGAAAGCUGCUCAGACUUUCGCACUGGUCGAGCAAGCCACCAAAGAGCAAGCUUUGGAGAAGGCUGCGAAUCCAGGGGCCACUCUGCGCGCUACCUCCCGCACCCUCGGUAUCGAUCCAACCAUUGACCCUAUGAAAGCCAAGGACAGUGUCCUCGGUGAAGUCCGCGCACUGCAACCCAAUCAUGAAAGCCGUCUUGAAGCCAUCGAGCGAGCUGAGAAGAAUCGCAAGAAGGAGCUGGAGACUCGGCGAAUCGGCCUUUUCCAGAAGGAACUCGGCUCCUUCGUCCAAGACGGGAAGUUGAAGAAGAGCGGUGGUGUGGAAGAGGCGGAGCGUCUGCGCAACGCCAAGGAUGAUCGUAUCCGCAAGGAGGUUUGGGAGAGACAGCAGGCUCGCAAUGCGGAGAUGGAAAAGGCCGAAGCGGAAGCUGCCGCUGCCACUGCUGGCGAAGAGAAGUCCGAAGGAGACGGAGCUGGUGACUCUCCAGCGGCACCGGAUAAUGAAGCUGUUACUAUUCCCAACGAAGGAGAAGCUCCUAAAGAUGAGGCCUCGCCGACAGAAGAUGCCGAGAAGAAGGAUGCCACGUGGGACCAAGCCAACUAA